Daucus carota subsp. sativus is the source of this 3409-nucleotide messenger RNA. Its product is annotated as leucine-rich repeat receptor-like serine/threonine-protein kinase BAM1. Gene Ontology annotation, biological process: protein phosphorylation. The transcript has 2 exons. Bases 164 to 3172 code for a protein of 1002 amino acids. Lineage: Eukaryota; Viridiplantae; Streptophyta; Magnoliopsida; Apiales; Apiaceae. The record is from RefSeq and is a predicted model, not a curated record. Gene Ontology annotation, molecular function: protein binding; ATP binding; protein kinase activity.
GAAGACUUCUUUUGUUCUUGAAGAUGUUUGAUUCUUUAACUCUCUACACACUUGAAGUUUCUCAAGUUCUUUCAACUUUUGAUUCCUUUUUUAGAAACCCCAUUACCAUCCAAACACUUGUAUCUCUUAGUUUCUUCUCAAAGUCCAUCCAAACUCAUUUCCCAUGAAUUUUUUUCAACUAAAAAUGAUACCUUUUUAUGUACUUGCACUCCUAUCUACUGUAAGUACCUCUGUUUCAUCCUCUGCUAACAGUGACCUUCAUGCUUUAAUCACUCUCAAACAAGGCUUUGAGUUCACUUCUCCAGUUUUAAGUAGUUGGGAUUCUUCAAAACCAAGCUCAUUAUGUUCAUGGGCUGGUGUCAAAUGCUCCCAAGGGAGAGUCAUUUCCCUCGAAUUGUCGAAUAUGAGUCUUGGUGGCUCUGUGUCUCCAGUUGUGUCAAGUCUUGACAUGCUGAGUGAGCUCUCACUUGAUGGAAACAACUUCACUGGAGAAAUCAGGAUAUUGAAUUUGAGUAGCCUUCGAGUUUUAAGAAUAUCGAAUAAUAUGUUUAGUGGGAGCUUGGAUUGGGACUACUCAAGCCUAGCAAACUUGGAAGUUCUUGAUGUUUACAACAACAAUUUUACUUCUCCACUGCCUACUGAGAUUUCAGGUCUCAAGAAACUCAAGUACUUAGACUUGGGAGGAAACUUUUUCUUCGGAAAAAUCCCAGAGGGUUAUGGAAGUUUGAUUCGGCUUGAGUACUUAUCUCUUGCAGGGAAUGAUCUCCGCGGUAAAAUUCCAAAUGAGUUGGGAAAUCUAACCAACUUAAAAGAAAUAUACUUGGGAUAUUACAAUGAGUUUGAAGGUGGGAUUCCAAAGGUGUUUGGCAACUUGGUGAAUCUAGUCCACAUGGAUAUUUCCUCCUGUGGAUUGGAUGGUCCAAUUCCUCCUCAGUUGGGGAACUUGAAGUUACUUGACACACUAUUUUUGCACAUUAAUGCACUGUCAGGUUCAAUUCCUAAACAACUUGGAAAUUUAACAAACUUGGUUAAUCUUGAUCUUUCAGCCAAUGCAUUAUCUGGCCAAAUUCCAUACGAGCUCAUUCGCCUCCAGAAGCUUAAACUUUUGAAUCUUUUCAUGAACAGAUUACAUGGGUCAAUUCCAGAUUUCGUUGCAGACUACUCAAAUUUGGAGGUUCUUGGGCUGUGGAUGAACAACUUCACAGGCAUAAUACCGCGGAAUUUAGGCCAGAACAGGAAGCUAAAAAAUAUUGAUUUAUCCACAAACAAACUCACUGGUACAAUUCCUCCAGAUUUAUGUGCUUCAAAUCAGCUCACUGUCUUGAUUCUGCUUCGAAACUUUCUUUUUGGAUCAAUACCGGAGGACCUGGGCACCUGUUCAACCCUCGUAAGGGUGAGACUGGGGGAUAAUUACUUGAAUGGUAGCAUUCCAAGGGGCUUCAUUUACUUGCCUCAACUCAACUUAGUUGAGUUGCAAAACAACUACUUGUCUGGAACAUUGUCUGAAAAUGGAAAUCUUUCGACAAGUCCAUCAAAGAUGGAACAGCUGAAUUUGUCAAACAACCAGCUUUCAGGUUCUUUACCAGCUUCUUUCUCAAACUUUUCAUCCCUCCAAAUACUUCAACUCGAUGAUAAUAAAUUCUCCGGUCCAAUUCCUUCCUCAAUUGGUGAACUCCAACAAUUAUCCAAGCUUGACCUCAAGUUAAAUUCUCUGUCUUUUCAGAUCCCACCAGAAAUUGGAAAUUGUAUUCACUUGACCUACCUGGACUUGAGCCAGAACAACCUUUCUGGUCCAAUUCCCCCUCAAGUUUCCAAUAUUCGAAUCCUCAACUACUUGAAUCUCUCAAAAAAUCAGUUGAGUGAUACCAUUCCCAAAUCAAUAGGCUCUAUGAAAAGCCUCACAACAGCUGAUUUUUCUUUCAAUGAUCUCUCGGGUAAGCUACCCGAAUUAGGCCAAUUUUCUUUCUUCAAUGCUACCUCAUUUGCGGGUAAUCCUCAACUUUGUGGAUCCUUAUUAAACAAUCCAUGUAAUGUCAGUGAUAUGGCAAGUCAGCCCGGAAAAUCCCACAGCAACUUCAAGCUUAUAUUCGCGUUAGGCCUGUUGUUCUGCUCUCUAGUUUUUGCAGUUGCAGCAAUGUUCAAGGCCAGGUCAUUCAAGAAAAAUGGCUCUCAUUCUUGGAAAAUGACAGCAUUCCAAAAGCUCGAUUUCACAGUUUUCGAUGUCCUGGAAUGCAUGAAAGAUGGAAAUGUAAUAGGAAGAGGAGGAGCUGGCAUUGUGUACCACGGAAAAAUGCCAAAUGGGGUCGAAAUUGCAGUAAAAAAGCUUGUUGGAUUUGGUACAAGCAGCCAUGAUCAUGGCUUUAGAGCUGAAAUUCGUACUUUAGGCAACAUUCGACACAGAAACAUCGUCAAAUUGCUAGCCUUUUGCUCAAACAAGGACACGAAUUUGCUUGUCUACGAGUACAUGAGGAAUGGGAGCUUAGGAGAGGCUUUGCAUGGGAAAAAGAGCGCAAUUUUGGGCUGGCAUUUGAGGUACAAAGUCGCGGUCGAAGCUGCAAAAGGACUCUGUUAUCUUCACCAUGAUUGUUCACCAUUAAUCGUCCACCGCGAUGUGAAAUCAAACAAUAUUUUGCUGAAUUCAAGCUACGAAGCUCAUGUUGCAGAUUUCGGAUUAGCAAAGUAUUUAAUCGAUGGCGGUGCUUCUGAUCAGUGCAUGUCUGCAAUUGCUGGUUCUUAUGGUUAUAUUGCUCCAGAGUAUGCGUACACCUUAAGAGUCGACGAGAAAAGUGAUGUCUACAGCUUCGGAGUGGUUCUCCUUGAGCUCAUCACCGGACGUCGUCCCGUUGGAGAAUUCGGGGACGGGGUCGACAUUGUCCAGUGGGUGAAAACAACCACAAAUUUCCGCAAAGAACAAGUGAACCAAAUAUUCGACUCGAGGCUCACGACCGUGCCUCAUGACGAAGCAAUGCACUUGUUUUUCAUCUCUCUACUAUGCAUUCAAGACAACAGUGUCGAAAGGCCGACAAUGAGGGAGGUGGUUCAGAUGCUCUCGGAAUUUCCUCGUCACACUCCGGAUUAUCAAACAUCAUCUUCAUCUAUUGCUUGUCAAAAAUCUAAAAAACCCGAAAACGGAGAAGCUUGCACGAAGAAUCGACGAGAUCUCUUGGUAUAAUUAGAGUUUUCUUUGUUAUUAUUUUUGUUUAUAUAUUGGGUUGGUUUGGUUAUAUAGUCUUGCAGAGUAGAGUUGCAAUGUGCAAUAUUAGCUGGGGAUUAAUCAAAGUAGGAAUAAUUAUGCAAAUGUACUUGAUUAUGAGGGUGGGAUUAGUUCAAAGCUGGCUAAAAAAAGGUUGCAAGCUUAAUUAACGAGGGAUAUGUAUAAGUUUAUGUGUAUAUUAUAUUAUUUUACGCA